GGCCCUGCUUCCCCUUCGUCGUAUUUGAUCGGUCAAAUCAAUCCCCAGCAUAUUCUCCCACCAUGGCUGCGGAACAAAGAAAGCUGCUUGAGCAGCUGAUGGGAGCGGACAAACUCGUCGGCACCGGCGCCGCAUCUCGCAAUGCGCAACUCGCCAUCACAGACCCCAAAGUAUGCCGCUCGUACCUAGUCGGAACCUGCCCGCACGACCUCUUCACAAACACCAAGCAAGACCUGGGCCCCUGCCCGAAAGUGCACAGCGAAGGACUGAAGACGGAGUACGAGGCCGCCUCGGCGGCGGAGAAGGCCAAGUGGGGGUUCGACUACGACUACAUGCGCGACAUGCAGAAGUAUAUCGAUGACUGUGACCGACGCAUUGAUUCCGCGCAGCGACGGCUGGAGAAGACACCGGAUGAGAUCCGGCAGACGAACGACCUGUUGAAACAAAUCUCCGACCUCACCAACACAAUCAACUCGGGCCUGCUGGAGAUCUCCGUGCUCGGCGAGACCGGCUCCGUCGCCCAGGCGCUGAACGAACUGCACAAGAUCCGCACCGCCAAGCACCAGAAGGAGGCCUGCGAGCGCGACCUCAAGAACCUCCAGGACACCUCCGGUCCCUCGGGCCACCAGAAGCUCCAGGUCUGCGACGUGUGCGGCGCGUACCUGAGCCGCCUCGACAACGACCGCCGUCUGGCGGAUCACUUCUUCGGCAAGAUGCACAUGGGGUACUCGGAUAUGCGCAAGACGUUCAAGAAACUCAGCGAGGAGCUCAAGGGCCGGCCGCCGCCGGUGCGACACCACGAUGACGACGAUGACCGGGGCUGGGGUGGUCGGUCUGGUGGUGGUCGUGGGCCGAGGUAUGGUGGUGGUGGCGGCGGUGGCGGUGGUUACAGGAAGCGUGGUUCUCGGUGGUGAUGUGACGACAAUUGGGAUGGUGUAUGUGGUGUAUGGUGGGAAGGGGAUGGGGGCUUGGAGCGUGUCCCCUACUGAGAUCUCCUUGUUCGGGCUGUGUUCUCUCUGGUUUUGCAUAGCGUAGGCGUUGUUUGCUUAUCACGACCACGUUCGAGGAUGGCAUGGGGGCUUUUUUCUCUCUCUCAAAAAGAUAUUAAACAUCAUUUACUUCCAUUAGCG
This is a messenger RNA of Aspergillus homomorphus CBS 101889, 1130 nucleotides long. Its product is annotated as LUC7 domain-containing protein. Gene Ontology annotation, molecular function: mRNA binding. NCBI's taxonomy places the organism in Eukaryota, Fungi, Ascomycota, Eurotiomycetes, Eurotiales, Aspergillaceae. The record is from RefSeq and is a predicted model, not a curated record. Gene Ontology annotation, cellular component: U1 snRNP; U2-type prespliceosome. The transcript is spliced from 3 exons. Bases 63 to 914 code for a protein of 283 amino acids. Gene Ontology annotation, biological process: mRNA splice site recognition.